AUGGAGCCCACCAACGACCGCGACGAAGAAAAUCGACCGACUUCUUUGGCCCUUCAACUGGCACUGCGCGACUUCUGGGACAAGUCUCGCGGCCUGAUCAGAAGUCGGCCCAACUCCACCCAUCUGGACCUGCGCGAGAGCUGUUCCAGUCCAACCAGCUCGGGCAGUUCCCUGACCGGCGACAUCAACUUUCAAGCCGGCGACGAGUCGACCGAACUCCGAGACUAUCGCAAUGCCUUGGCCAUUCAGCUGGGAUGCACUUUGGCCAGAAAGAAGAAAGUAAGCCGUUGGGUCAACAUCAUUAAGAGCGCCCAAGGGUUUCGGGGUCACGUUAAGUUUCUGGCUGAUGGGUGGACUAGGCCAUGGGAAUCUUUGUUUCAAGAAUUAGUUUUAAUCUUAAGGAUUAAAUUUUGUUUUAAAUGUAGAGUUAGGGAGGUUCACAUGAUUUAGAUUAUGUUUUUCAAACCCUAUGAUAAUAUAAGCUUAUGUUAACAGCAAGGGAACAAGUUUAUGUUAACAGUAAAGAGAUGAGCUUAUGUUAAACAUGAGUACUUCGGAACCUUUCUAUAUUAAUAUGAAAAGGUUGACCCUUCGGCAUCCUUUUGCACCAGUCAUGAGCACGAUGAGUCGCUCUUAAGGCCUAAUUUUAUGCGAAAUUCCGGGUUCGCUGACUCAAAGUGUUGUACGAUCAUUAACAGUUAUGACCGGAGGGUAUAAAAACCGAUUUGAAGGUUACUGCCCUUGAGUGAUCGCUUUACGUGGGGAAGGAUUAUUGACAUUGUUGUAUAUAGAAAAGACUAGUACAGUCGCAAAGGACAUGUUGUGGCUGGCAAAGCGCAUUAAAUGUACUAUAGCAUUGAAGAUAGUAGCUAUUAUGAGGAUGGUACUAGGAAACUGAGUAGGAAUAUUAAGAAAAAGAGCUUGUACUAUUAGGUAACUGGGUAUUUUACUACUAGUAUCAGAAAUACAUUGUUAGUCAGAGUUGUUCCACUAGAAUGCCUAAAAUGUUUAGCUGCAGUAAAGUAAAGUCUACCACACUUAUACAUACAUGUUCUAUUUUGGUGGGCUUGUUGUCUGUGAGGGAGUAGUAUGAUUAGAUUUGCAUAUAACGAGGUUCUCGAGGGAACGCCGAGAGUCUCGAGACUUCGUUUCGAACCUUUUUCUCAAAUUUGUUUUAACUGCGCGACCACACCUUUGCACUCUCAACGAGGGACUUGGCCCUGGGGCUCGGGAGCUGGCUGACCUUGUUUUGGGUCAGUCUUUAUGGGUAAUAUUUAAGCAAUCACGAGUCAAAUUCCGAAACACAAAAAGGGGGGGGGGGGGGGUUUUGCAGUUUUGGGAGCUGGGUUUUGGCUAUAAGUGUCGAGUUUGGCUAGCUAAGGGUUUGGAUAUAUUUUGAAUUUGGUUAGCUAAAGGCUUGGCUAUAUUUUUUGAAUCUAGCCAGCAAAACUUUUCACUAUAAUCUUUGAAUUUGGCUAGCUGAAAGGUUUACUUUGUUUCAAGUUUGGCUAGCCAACAGCUUGACCUUUUGGAAAGAUUGUCAUAAGAAGCGGCUUUAUUAUGCUUCGAACAAAAGAUGUAGCCGUGCAGAAAACACGACGUGCGCGGUGGUGCCGUUAUGUCCUUGAACGACGCCUCAGGCGCUCAUAAUUGUUUUUUGGUUUACACAAGGGGGGGGUGAACUAGAUCAAUCGGAUUCGCUUCUGUUUGCAAACUUUAAGGCAAAUAAGAGGCCUAACUCUGCAGUAACUUUGUUCAAACAUGUUUGAUAUUAUUAUUUGACAAACCUUGUGCUACUUUUCAGUUUACCUUGGCUGUUUAUAGUUGUUUUAUAUUGUUAUUGAUUACAAUAUUGUUAUUGUCAAAAGUUUCUUUUAUAUUUUAGUCUGAAUACCUAUUUUGUCAACAACAAAAGUACAAUUUUAAAAUUUUUGAAGUCAUAUUUGCAUGAAAUUGUGCUUAAAUCUAUGUUAAUAUCACUACUUUUCAAAAAGUAACAACACAUUUUGCAGGACCCAUCGCUUCAAAACGGAACUCGCGGAAUGAGCGCGCGAGUCGAGGCUGGCGGGGAGUCCAGUCCAGCCAAGAAGAUAAGCAAGCCUAAGGACAAAGUAGAGCUGAGCAAAUCGCAGUUAUUAGCUGGCCUGAUACUGACAGUUGCCGCCGUCAUCGUCGCCAUCCUCAUCACAUACACAGUCACAAAGGAGAGUCUCAGUAGGACAUCGUCGUACAAUCGGACCAGUGCCAGUAAAAACUCACAUUACUCGGAUGAGUUUGAUAUGUAGGUUUACAUUAGAUGUAUGUUAAGGUAUUGAAUUGAAUUUUAGAAACAUGUAAUGGUAUUUACGAAGCUACAAACAUUAAUAUCAAUCAUAAACAAUAUCCAACUCUAUACAUAAAUAAACCAUUUUCACCUUUCAGUGCUCACUUCAAACCUCACGAGGUGCCUGACCUACCUCCAGAAGAAGCUAGCGCAGAUGCCGGGCCAGAACCGACGGCAGAGGAACUUCGACUAGUACACGACCUAGUACCGGUGUGGUACAACUUAAGUGUGAAGGUCUACGUUCCUGGGUUUGUCCCCAUAACUCCGGAGAAGAACCUGACAUUCGACGGAGCCAUGAUCAUCAAGUUCAAGGUGACCAACCCGACCAACAGGAUCGAGUUGAACGCCCAUUUUUUGAACUUCUUGACCAAAACUGACCUUUAUCAGCUGCAGGUCGACCCAAAGGUAAAUAUUUUACUUUAUGAUUUUAAAGGUGUUUUAGUUAAAAAGAUACUUUUAAAAAAUCAUAAUACAUAAAAUGACAUUUUGAAUGCGAACUUUCUUGUUUUAGCGUGUGAGAAGAGCCGCUUCCAACUCGACCGGUAACGCACUGAUAGUAUCAUCAAACGGUACUCGACAAGUGCCCGAAGGCGAGGUCACUUCAGAAGAACUGAGCUCAGAAAGCGAAGUAAGUGUUAUUAUUCUAGACAUGUCUAUUUUUGUUAUUAGUAAUAUGAAGUCCAUUUUUUUCUUUGUCAAUAGCAAUACUAUCAAUUCUUACAGACACCGGCAGCUCAAAACCGAGUAGACUCUGGAAUCAAAGUUACUGCGAUCAGAGUGAACGAAACCCUACAAAAGGUAGUCUUCGAUCUGGAUGCUCAACUACAACAAGAUCAGGAGUACUAUUUCUUGGUGAGUCUUAAUAUUGUACUACUUUUUGUGACUAUUUUCAUUUGGUUACUGUUUUGUCGCAGUAAUUAGCAUUGACGUCGAAAUAAUCCGCAAACAGAGUAGCCUAUCGUUAUUUAUAGCCCUUAAAAUACAAUUAAUUACUGUUUUAUUUGUUUGUUUAUUUACUUUUAUAGCUACCUUACUCCGGGCCCAUCGACUCCAAACUUUCCGGUUUGUAUCUGACCCAAUAUUCAGACGCCAAUGGGAGGCAAAGGUAACACAUCCGCUUUAUAAGACAAUUACCUUCCACAAAAACAAUUUGAAUCCUAAAAACUAAAACACGAAGAAAGAUUCAUUCUGCAUAAUAUUGUGUUUUAAAAUCCAGUGUAACAUCUCCAACUUCCAAAAUCUAGUUAGCAUUUGAUACCUUAAACAGGGACGUCGUUUGGGGGGGUGGUUCGGGGUGACCCCCCCCCCAAAGCCGAUCCGAAAAAAAAUACCUGUACGCGAAAAAACAAAAAAAAAAUUUUGAAAAAUCGGUCCACAGGUAGCAGCUACCUGUGGACCAAAAAAAAUUUUUCGACCUCCCCCCAGAGAAAAACCGUAUCGACGUCCCUGACCUAAAACAAUGUAAAGAAAAUCCUUACCUUUAGAUAUGCGGCCGUUACCCAAAUGGAGCCCACUGAUGCCAGAAGAUUCGCACCGUGCUUCGAUGAGCCAGCCUUCAAAGCCGUCUGGAGGUUGCGAGUUAUUCAUCCAGUCGGUAGCCGAGCUGUGAGUAAUGCACUCGAGAUCAAGGAAGACGAACCAACGUAAGUCCAGAUUGUUACCUACUUCAAUAAAGAAAAUACAAAACAAAUGUUAAUUUCCUAAUUCUCGAGAUAAGGGAUACCUCUAAACAAAAACUUAAGUUUUAAAAUACAAAAAAACCCAAAUUUAAAACAACAACAUGGAUGUUUUAGGAACGAUCCCGACUGGUUGUUGACUACAUUCGAGGAAACGUUACCAAUGUCGUCGUAUCUUCUCGCGUUGGUCGUAUCUGACUUUGAAUACGUCGAAGGACACACCAAAAACAAUGUUAGAGUAAGUGUGAAACGAUUUUUUGUUUUUUCCAUUAUUUCAGCGACUCUUUACGUUUAGACGAAGUGUCACUUUUGCUUUUCCAGCGUAACGAAGUGUCACACGAUGUAGAAUAACAAAUAACUGUUUUUUAUGUGAGAUCUACAAUAGUAAAACCUAUAAUAUAUCGUUAUCUAAUUCCAAUUUUAUAAAAGAUAUGGUUUUAGUUCCGGAUCUGGGCCCGCAAGGAUGCUUUGAUUGAUACUCAAUAUGCUCUCCAAGCUGGAAUCAAGUGUCUGGAGUUCUACGAAGACUACUUCGGAAUCCCAUUCCCUUUGGCCAAACAAGACAUGAUGGCCUUUCCUGACUUUGCAGCUGGUGCCAUGGAGAACUGGGGGUUGGUGACAUACAGAGAGAAGUACCUUCUUCACAAUCCAUCACUUUACUCGGCUUUGCAGAAGGUUCAUGUCGCUACUGUGGUGGCUCACGAACUGGCUCAUCAAGUAAGUUGCUAUUAACUUAAGCAUAGCUCUACAAAUACAACUUAAAUAUAAAAUUUGAAGUUUGAAACGUUGUUGUAUUAUGAUUUUAGUGGUUCGGAAACCUUGUCACAAUGAAAUGGUGGUCAGAUCUGUGGCUGAACGAAGGCUUUGCCACUUUGAUGGAGUAUAUUGGAACGGAUGCGAUCAGUGACAACAAAUUGAGGAUGGACGAGUACUUUGUGUACGAUGCUCUGUCAGGAGCGUUUGAUCGAGACUCUCGAGCUACAUCACAUCCACUCUACUUUGACAUUAGUAAGGCAGAAGAUGUGAGUGAAGCUUUCGAUGCUAUUACCUAUGACAAAGGAGGGUCGGUGCUGAGAAUGUUGAGGAAUGUCAUGGGAGAGAAAUACUUCAAGAAGGGAGUCACGGUAGGUCAAUAUUAUUAUUGUUAAACCGAGAAUCUUUUAAAAAGUUAUAAAGAUGGAGAAAAGUUAAACUCUGAUUUUAGAUCUACUUGAAUCGCUUUAAAUUCAAGAACGCUGAACACAAAGAUCUGUGGCAAGCUCUGUCAGAAGCCGUUCCAGAAUCCUUGACCGACUGGUCGGGUGACAAGUUUGAUGUAGAUGAGUUUGCCAAGCUCUGGACUCGCCAAAUGGGAUACCCAGUGAUUGAGGUGAAGAGAGUCGACGAGAACAAGGUCGAGUUGACACAGAAGCGCUUCAAGAUGGACGAAACCGCGUUGGAGAAGCCGAGAUUCAGAAACGCAAAAUACUGGUACAAAUGGGACAUUCCCUUGUGGUACACCAUCAAUGGAACCGAGAAGGAAAUGCUGUGGCUACACGAGAACCAGGUUCUAGAAGUGCCAGAAGACACUCCUUUGAUCGUCAACUACGAUUCCAAAGGAUUCUACAGAGUACAGUAUUCCAAACACACCCUCGACAGUAUCAACCGACAGCUUCAGAACGAUCACACUCGGAUCUCGGUCAAGUCGAGAGCUAGAAUUAUCGACGAUACCUUCACGUUGGCCGAGGCUGGUCGUGUGCCGUACCAAGCAGCUCUGAACCUGACCAUAUAUCUUCAGAAGGAGACAGAGUAUCUUCCGUGGGCGAUGGCCAUGACUGGUCUUGAGUCCAUCGAGUACUACGUUGGAGACGAACCAGAAGCCGACUACGUCAGAAGCUACAUCAAAGGGCUGAUCAAAGACCUCUACGAGAACAUCUCCUUCGAGAAUCUUAAUACCACCUACUUGGACGAUGACAAGUUCUUCGAGACCCUGUUCGACACUUCUAUUAUCAGUAGAAUGUGCAGGAACAGAGAUCAAAACUGCGUCAAGAAGCUGAUGGAUCUCUACUUCAACGACUUCGUGUAUCCAUGUCAGAACGCAGACACUCAGAGCAGCAAGUGCAGUCGGUAUGUUAUUUUUUUACCAAAUGUUUUAUCUUUUACAAUUUUUGUGUAGUUCAUGGCUUUUAUUGGGAGUACUAUCAGUUAUUGUAUAUUACUAUAAAAUGUUUUCUAGAGUACCAGUACCUCUUCGUGGACUAGUCUACUGUGAAGGUGUUAGAUCAGGCUCGGAAACGGACUGGGACAAGAUGUUGGCCUUGUACAAGAGGGAAAGUGUCCAAGUGGAGAGAGAUCGUCUGAUGAUCGCUUUGACUUGUUCUCGCGAUACUCACAGUUUGAAAAAGUAAAGUUUUGGAUCAUUCGAGACUAUGAAUAGUACUAUACCUUUAUAUCUGUUAUCAAAAAAUUAUUAUUACCAUGAUUAAUAUGUGUUUUAACUAAUAUUGUCAUUUCAGAUUACUGCGGAUGACUACUGACUUUAACAACACAUUGAUCAGGCUGCAAGACAAGUCUACAGUAUUUGAUGGUAUUGCCUCCACCUCUCCCUUAGGGCAACAGAUUGCCAUGGAGUACUUUAUGGACCACUGGACGGCGAUUUACAGAGAGUAUGUUAUGGUUAAAUGACGUUGUUUUAGUUAACUGAUGGCUGUGUGAAAAGGAUUAAUUUAAUUGUACCACUUUCAGUUUCAAAGAUCAACCAUCGUUACUAAAGAGCAUGGUGGAGGCAGCUCUCGGAGGAACGUCGAACCGAGUUAUCGAACAGGUAUGUUCCUUACCCUACUUCAAGUAACAAGGCAGAUCAUAGCAUUUUUUAUGUGUAAAGUCAAAUAUUACAUAGCUGUAAAGGUUACUAAUUUUUAUUUCAAGAAUAUGUUAUUUUAGGUAACAAAGUUCAUUGCUCAGAACGAGAAGACGACGCGGAACGUGGACGCCUUCAAGCAGCGUCUCGAGAUUCUGGAGACCAACAAGAAGUGGAUGGACAAGAACUUCCAACCUCUCAGUGUCUGGUUCCGAGAUCAGAACAAGAAACGGGCCGUCAGUGCCUGA
Messenger RNA from Bursaphelenchus okinawaensis, 7086 nucleotides. Lineage: Eukaryota; Metazoa; Nematoda; Chromadorea; Rhabditida; Aphelenchoididae. The record is from the annotation of a GenBank genome assembly.